This is a messenger RNA of Exophiala spinifera, 1440 nucleotides long. RefSeq lists its product as uncharacterized. The transcript has 5 exons. The coding region runs from base 1 to 1440 and encodes 479 amino acids. The record is from RefSeq and is a predicted model, not a curated record. Lineage: Eukaryota; Fungi; Ascomycota; Eurotiomycetes; Chaetothyriales; Herpotrichiellaceae. Gene Ontology annotation, molecular function: FAD binding; oxidoreductase activity.
AUGGCUUCAACAGAUCUCUACUCUUCUCUCAGCAAGCAAUUUGGUGCUGACAAGGUGUUCAAACCUGAUGAUACAUUGAAGUACUUCACUGCUCAGUCGUGUGCUCAAAUUCCAGCAAUCCAUGUCCUCCCUGAGAGUGCCGAAGAUGUCUCAAUCAUCAUUAAGACGGCAACGGAGCACCAGCAGCCAUUUGCUGUAAAAUCUGGCGGCCAUGGUGUAUUCGCCGGCGCCUCCAGUAUCUCAGGCGGCCUUCUUAUCGACUUGGCCCGAAUCAACAAGACAGAAGUUGCAGAUGACAGGAAGUCGGCUUGGAUUGGAGCAGGCGCUAAAUGGGGCUCCGUCUAUGAGGCGUUGAACAACCAUGGGCUCAGCAUCCCCGGUGGGCGAAUUUCUUCCGUGGGUGUAGGAGGUCUCACUUUAGGGGGCGGAAUCUCCUUUGCUGCAAAUCGGUAUGGUCUAGCCUGUGACAACGUGAAGAGCUACGAGGUCGUGCUUGCUUCAGGAGAGAUCAUCCAAGUUACGACUGAGUCACACCCUGAUCUUUUCUUCGCUCUUCGUGGCGCAGGCACCAAUUUCGGUGUGGUGACCAGGUUUCAAUUCGUGGCCUUUGAACAGACGCAAAUCUGGGGAGGAGUGAAACAGUAUUUUGGAGAAGACCAAGUAGUCACCCUGCUGGACAAGUUCUGUCACGAUCAAGCCCUCGACUCCGAGGUCGCCGAUAUAUAUGCCGAGGCCUUCGUUAUUGUGGCGUAUGUACAGCCAUUGCAGAAGUACAUCACAACCGCAGUCUUGUCUCACGGCGCCACGACCGACAAUCCUCCCGUCUUUGAGGGUUUCAACAGAUUGCAACCCUUCCAGUCUAGCACGAAAGUCCGCUCAGUUGCUGAUUUAUGCAUCGAGUUGAAUGCAAACAAUCCACAUGGGUUGAGGUCAAAAGUCUUAAACUUCUCCGUUACAGGUGAUGCCGAAAUCCUUUUGAAGGUGAUCUCCAUCUACAGAGAGGCACUUAUACAGCACAAGGACAAAGUCAAGAACUUUGUGCCGGCCCUCCUCAUUCAACCCCUCCUGCCACGGAUGCUUCCAGAUGACGAAGGUAGCCAUACGCUAGGUGUUAGCAAGAAGGAUGGCCCGCUGUAUAUCAUUUGCCUCCUGUGGUCCUGGACCGAAGUCUGCGACGACGAGCUCGCCAUUCAAAUCGCCUACGACAUCCGAGACAAGGCAAAAGCCGCCGCCAGCUCCGCAGGGAGAUUGCACCGCUACGUCUACCUCAACUACGCAGAUUCGGACCAAGAUGUGUUUGCAAGCUACGGAGAAAGUAACCUGAAGACGCUCCUUGAGGUUAGCAAGAAGUAUGACCCCAAUCAGAUCUUCACCAGGCUGAGGCCCGGCUACAUCAAGGUCGCGAGAUCUGCUCAGGCGAAGGAAUCUGCAUGUGCCUAA